AUGGCGACGCUAAUCAUUAACCCAGCAGUGUGUUGUGGAGAGGAGCAAAAUGAGCAGAAGAAACGACAGCGGCCACGCGACAUGUCGCUGGCUGAGCCACCUCACACCAUGGAGAUAGCGCAGAUCCUCAUGUCCUUGCUGCACGCCUGGGGCUUAGAUCCAGACCUGGACAGAGUCUGCGAGUCGAAACUGGGUCUACUCAGACCAAUGGUACCGGUAUGUUUCGGAGUUGUAUCCCGCCAUGGUCACAUGGCAGUCCAACUACCGAGUUGGCUGGGCACUUGGGUCGACUCGUGCGCACACAUUCCUGGUGACCACAUGCUGCUGACCUCGAAUCUGCCACCCGAGUUGGUUGCACAGGAGAAAUUGACCAGAUUGUUCACGUCAAAGCUACACUGGGAACUGAGCACGACGUUGACCACCAACCACCUGCUGUCAAUCGUUGCUCUAGCCAAUACCCUAAUGUCCAUGAGCAAUGCAAGCUUUGUGCCUGAACAGGAGGUGGCGAGGAGGCUCCACCGACCCACGACGCGUACAUCGUCCUGGGGCGGUGAUGAAGAAAGAGAGGAGCAGAUAGCUGCUCAACAAGCACAUAUAAAGCAGGGUUGGUCCUUGCUCGCGACGCUCCACUGUGUCUUGCUACCUGAUAAAGUGGUUGCUGCUGGUGCAAAAAGUUUCAAGCGCCCGCAAGUGGAAAUGCUAGCUCGCAGAUGGCAGCACCAUUGCUUGGAAGUGCGGGACGCUGCGCAGGCGCUUUUACUCGCCGAACUAGCCCGGCUAGGUCCUAAAGGUCGCAAGGCCCUGGUGGACAACUGGGCCCAAUACCUACCUUUAUACACUCACAUUGAGAGUAUCAAUCCGCAAGCUGCGCAAAAGGAGCCCGCUGAGAAACUCGCCAAAGAUCCUGAAGAAGAGUUCGAAGAGGAAGAAGAAGAGAUAGUCCGCAAACCUUCUUCCAUUGCAGAACUUAAAAGGAAACAGACAACAGCGGUUGUGUUGCUUGGAGUUAUUGGCGCCGAGUUCGGACAAGAUAUUACUAGUGAAGGUGCAGGAAACAAAAAACGAAAAGACAGUGAUAGCAGAAAGAGUUCUAUAGUAGAAGGUUUCACACUGAGCUCUUCAAACAACCUAGCACGUCUAACUGCGCUGGCGUUGACACACUUACUUCUUGCUCCCGGCUCCGCUCGUUUACCUGCGCAUACGCCACUUCGCCGCGCCGCAGUUGAUCUUUUGGGUCGCGGCUUCGCUGUUUGGGAACCUUAUUUGGAUGUCAGUCAUGUUCUAUUGGGCCUAUUGGAGAUGUGUUCUGACGCUGAUAAGUUGGUGCCAUCGAUGACGUAUGGUUUGCCACUAACGGCUCAAGCUGACUCGUGCAGAACAGCCAGACACGCGCUUACGCUUAUUGCUACGGCGAGGCCUGCGGCGUUUAUAACAACAAUGGCCCGUGAGGUAGCAAGAUGCGCCUCCGCCCCGGCUGGCGCUCCGCCCCCACCAGCUGCUUUAGCCCUUCAGCGUGGAAGAGCGGAAGUCUUGAGGGGCAUUGAACUACUCAUAGACAGAAUGCAUCAUGAGGUCGCACCUCUUCUUGUUGAGGUGAUGGAUAUAAUCCUACACUGCGUGGAUCAAUCACACUUGAAGAGUAAGGGUCUGAACGAGGUGUUCCCAGCUAUCUGUCGAUACAACCAGGUUUCGCAUUGCCCUGCUACGAGGAGAAUUGCAGUUGGCAGUCACACUGGCCAACUGGCCAUAUACGAGCUCCGAGCUGGCAGAUGUCAGUCCCUAGCUGCCCAUUCCGGUCCAGUGACCGCCUGCGCAUUCAGUCCUGAUGGAAGGUACCUGGUCUCCUAUGCGACGGCUGAUAAUCGACUCUCCUUCUGGCAAAGCAGUGCGGGUAUGUUCGGACUGGGAGCAGCACAGACAAGAUGCGUAAAAUGCUACAGCACAGCGCCUAUGGCAGACGUCGCCAGACUAAACCCGGCGCGUCUCGCCAGACUGGUUUGGAGUUCUUCACGUUCUGUCACCCUUAUGCUGGCUGAUGGCUCUGAAACUAGGUUCAAUAUAUAA
Messenger RNA from Leptosia nina, 2064 nucleotides. The record is from the annotation of a GenBank genome assembly. Lineage: Eukaryota; Metazoa; Arthropoda; Insecta; Lepidoptera; Pieridae.